UUUCGGACCGCGCGUCUCGUUUCCGACGCGCCCCGGCGGCCCUCCCGUGACGACGAAUUGUCACGUGACACCUGCUUGACCAAUAGGUAGGCGACCCCACAACGCGUCGUCCUCCCGCAAAAGCCUGGACGUGCGCCAUCUUGCUCCCGAGGAGAGGUCGAAGGGCUCUCGUUUUUCGGACCGCCGGCGUGCUGCUGCAGACGCUUCAUCGCGAAGGAUCGGUGUUCGUCAUCGCCGCGAUCAGGGAUGGAGAACAACGGCAACGCCAACAACGGCGCACAGCAGGCCGCGGUGCAAGUCGAAGUCGCCGGAGUCGUGCGCCCCUUUGAUCCUGCGUCGCACGACUUGGACCCCAGCUUCAGGCUGACGCGGUUCGCCGACCUGAAAGGAUGAGGGUGUAAAGUCCCCCAGGAUUCGCUAACUAAACUCCUGGAGGGACUCUUACAACUCGGCGACGGAGAUGGACCGUGCCAUCAGCGCCAGUAUUUUCAAGUCCAGGGAAUGCCACGUUCGGGCUCGGGCAUCGAGUGCAGUUUGACUCCACUGCGUCAUGGUGGGCUGUCGUUGGUCCAAAGCGUCGACUACUUGUAUCCGCUGGUCGAAGACCCCUAUGUCAUGGGCAAAAUUGUAUGUGCCAGCGUCCUGAGUGGUCUUUAUGCACACGGUGUGACUGAGUGUGACAAUGUGCUGUUAGUGUUGGGUGUGAGCAGCAAGCUGACGGACAAAGAGCGUGAUGUGGUGUUGCCCCUGUUGGUGCGUGGAUUUCGAGAUGCGGCCUCUCUGGCGGGUACCAGUGUGACUGGUGGACAGACGGCUCUCAACCCCUGGCUCAUCAUUGGCGGAUGUGCAACGAGCUGCUGCCAUCCAGCGGAGUUCAUAUCAGCGGACAAUGCAGUGGUGGGUGACGUGCUGGUGCUGACCAAGCCCCUGGGUGUCCAGGUGGCAGUGAGCGCCCUCCAGUGGCUGGAACAGCCGGAGAGGUGGAACCGGGUGCGCCUGGUCGUCGCCGAGGAGGACGUCCACAAGGCCUGCCACCGUGCCCGAGACUCCAUGGCACGACUAAACCGCACAGCUGCGCUUCUGAUGCACAAGUACAAUGCUCAUGGUGCCACGGAUGUGCGGAGCGGGGGUCUCCUGGGUCAUGCACAGCUCUUGGCACGGGUGCAGAAGAACGACGUCUCCUUUGUUAUUCACAACCUGCCUGUGCUGGCCAAGAUGGCUGCUGUGGCAAAGGCUUGUGGCUCCACCUUCCAGCUGCUGCAGGGCUUCUGUCCCGAGACAUCUGGCGGUCUCCUGAUCUGUCUUCCAAGAGAACAGGCGGCAGCCUACUGCAAGGACAUCGAGAAACAGGAAGGCUAUCAGGCCUGGAUCAUCGGCAUCGUGGAGAAAGGCUGUCGAACAGCACGUAUCAUAGACAAGCCACGUGUUAUUGAGGUUCCCUCCAAGGACAGAGAGGGCGAACUUUGGUAGCAGCAGCGACGUACGUGCCCCAUCUGUGACUGUCUCACGCGCACCUGGUUAUUUAUGCCCAGUUCUUUCCGAGUGUCGUAGGCCUGCAGUGGCUGUGCUUCUCUGCAUCCCUGUGGUCUCACUUCCUUUGCUGGGCAAACCCAGCAUUGACCUGGGCACUGAUGGGACAACUUCUGGAGUGCAGUGCAACAAAGAACGGUGUGCAGGAGCUCAUUCUCUGCACCUUUUGUUGAUCUAUUUUAGGCAACUUGAAGAAACUUGCUAUCUUGCUUUCUUCAGAUACUGUGUCUUUCAUUGCAGUGGAGCUGUGCAUUUCUAACAUUUACAAUGUGCCAACAUGGUGGGGUCGAACUAGCAGCCAAAAUGGGUCUUAGAUGCUCAAUUCUAACACGCUUUUCUCGUCAUCUUAAAACACACUGCCAAAUCAGUCUGCAGCAUUUUCCCGACACGUCCUCGACCCUACCCUUUCUUCUUGUUGCAAAACUAAUAAUUUUUGCUCACUUGAUUUAUCACAAGUUCUUUACGCACUGAAUCACGAAACUUUGAUUUGGUGUAUUCAAAUAGAAUUUGCUUUUUGCUGAAAUCAAAUUAAAGGCACAUUGACUUGCACAUUCUUAGAAAGAAAAAAAAAAUCUGUUGAUUUCAAAUGUUCUUCAAAGUAGUUUGCGUCAUUUAAUAUGUUACAUUCAUUGCACUACUUUCAGCAAUGUAAAAGGCAUCGCUAGCACUGAGCUCUGCACAUGCUCUAGUCUAUUACAGGCACAGCAGGGAGGGAGGGGGGGAGGGCAAUAAAUCCGCGCACCUACUAAGACUACUGAGCAGCCCCCAGGCAAGAAGGUCUUCCACUUUGCCUAGCUGCUGCUUGGCAACCACAGUUUAAGGUACCUGUUUGCAUAGAAUUUCCUACAAAAAUCACCAGGGGCACAUCUGGCGCUAGUAGUCGUCUACAGUAGCUGUAAAGAUGGUGGUUCAUCCAUCAUGGGAAUGAUGCGUUGGAUGCAUGGAUUUGUCUUAACUUCACCCUUGUGGCUUCAGACAACCUUGUGACUUGCAAAUUGAUCGUUUUCAAUGAAAUAAAGUCUAAGCUCGGAGAUAAUGAGCACAGUUCUAACAAAGUAAGUAUAAAUUGCUUAUUGCCGAUAACUAUGCCUACCAAAUAUAUGCUUAUAACGUACGUAUAUUGGAUGUCAUAUAAGGAAAAUAUUUUCGUUUCAGAUGCCACAGUUUACAUUGAAGCUGUAUAUGACUAGGAUCCCGGGAUUUCACUGUUGACAGGAAACUCAGGCAAUCACAGCGAAAAGUGUGCCCCGCUGGGUUCCUUGUAGCACCAACAGAUGGCGCUCGCACCCACGGUGGCGCCGGCCGUGUGGGGUAAAGAAAAAAAAAACGGAAAGCUCGCCUUCGCGCAUUGCGUUUGACGCAAGUGUUCCCAGUAAAGAUUAUGGUUGCGUAAGCUGCAUUUGCCGGGAAGCGCCAACUGUAGCAUACGAAGCAGGGAGUGACGUCACUACACUUUCAUAUGUAAAAGAAGAACCCGCUUAGCAACUGAUUUCAUUUGAUAGCGCUAUGGAAAGGCCGUGCAUAGUUGGGGCUCCCGAAUAGCAGCGUGAGCACGAUGAGCGGCGACGGUAACAGCAACGUCAGUAUGCACAAUGGCGUCAUGCUCAGGCUUGGCAGGACGCAGCUGUUCCUGCCCAAAGCAAGCCAAGUAUAGUUGGGAUGCCUGAAGAGCAGGGCGAAUAUGAUGAGCGAUGAAGCGAAUAGCAACGUCAAUAUGCUCAAUGGCAUCGUCCUCGGGCUAGGCAGGACCCAGUUCGAGGCUACGUCACAUUGGUCUAUCAGAUCAGGUGAUAGCACGGCUUCGCUAGCCAACCACCUUCACAGUGCGGAUUGGAGCCCAUUUUUUUUUUAUCACAAGGUUCUUAUAAAGGCAAGAUUUGUAGGGAUUGUGCGCGUGCGUGGAAACUUAUUGCCUCCAUAUGUUUUAUGAACGGUGGUCGAAUAAGGGAUUUCUCGGGCUGGAGCCAGCUAGACUAGGGGAAUUGUCUUCAUCAAGGUGACAAGUCCCUUUGUUCACCUUGUUCGACUGCCAUUGACAACAGUGAAUCCUUACAUCAUCCUUUGAAUUUCUGUCUCAUUUGGGCUUCAUGCCUCUAGAUGUAUAAUUGCUUGCAAUUUAGAAAGGCAUAAGAAAUUAUUCCUCAAGAACGUCUGAAGCCACAAGCGUGAUGACUAGACUGAUCCGUGCACUAACCAUAAUUCGCAUGGUGGCUAGAUGAUAGCGCCAGAUUUAGCUCUAGCAGUUUUAGUAGGAAACUCUGUGCCUGUUUGUUGCAGUGAAGUCACUAUGACGCGCGCUGCCACUGCCCAAUUCCUUGUUUCCAGGUCCCGCUGCUAUGGCGGUGCGGGCAGUGUUUUGUCAUGUCUUUUUAUGUCCAAGAAAAUGGGUUUUUGACUUCCAAAGGUGUGUGUGUGUGUGUGUGUGUGUGUGUGUGUGUGUGUGUGUGUGUGUGUAUGGAUGCAUGUGGUGUGGUUGCCUUGAUUUCGCAUUGCAUUCAGAAUUUGGUGGGUGAUUUUGCCUUUGGUCAUGUUCUCGAACAGUUUUUUUUUUUUUUUUUUUUGGUCUGCGUGUUUCUGUGGUAGUUGCUAAUGUUUUCCCGUGUGUUUGUGUUAGCUCUUCUUUUAAUUGCGCUUUGUGGCUGGAAUGGUUGGAGCGCCCAUCACUGGACAACCUAUUGUGUUUGCUGAUAGGCCUUGCUGUUUUGGGGUCUGUUGGAGCCACACUGUCGCAUUUGUCGAUUGCAGAAGUCACUCUUGUAUUUUUGAAGAUGGACAAUAAAUUCUGCUUUGAUGAAA
Dermacentor silvarum is the source of this 4326-nucleotide messenger RNA. RefSeq names its product inactive selenide, water dikinase-like protein (gene Sps1). The transcript has 6 exons. Gene Ontology annotation, molecular function: selenide, water dikinase activity; ATP binding. Gene Ontology annotation, biological process: L-selenocysteine biosynthetic process. Gene Ontology annotation, cellular component: cytoplasm. The record is from RefSeq and is a predicted model, not a curated record. NCBI's taxonomy places the organism in Eukaryota, Metazoa, Arthropoda, Arachnida, Ixodida, Ixodidae.